Panicum hallii is the source of this 1542-nucleotide messenger RNA. RefSeq names its product acyl-[acyl-carrier-protein] desaturase 7, chloroplastic-like. The transcript has a single exon. Gene Ontology annotation, biological process: fatty acid metabolic process. NCBI's taxonomy places the organism in Eukaryota, Viridiplantae, Streptophyta, Magnoliopsida, Poales, Poaceae. The coding region runs from base 112 to 1248 and encodes 378 amino acids. The record is from RefSeq and is a predicted model, not a curated record. Gene Ontology annotation, molecular function: stearoyl-[ACP] desaturase activity. Gene Ontology annotation, cellular component: chloroplast stroma.
GCUCAGCUGUUUUUACUUUCCUUUCUCCACCUGCCUACCUAUCUAGCUACACACACAUACAUAACGGCCAAGCUAGUAAGCUCCUCAGAUCAGCCAGGGCACUUCAAUCGCAUGAUGAUGGCGAUGAUGCCGGGGCUAGCUGCCUGCUGCGUAGAUGCAGCCGGAAUCACCGCGCCGUCACCAUGCGGGACGCGGGCACCACCGCGGCGAGCCGCCUACUUCCGCCGGCGUAUGAUCACGGCGGCAGCGAUGACGGCGCCGGAGAAGGCCGAGGUGCUGCGGUCGCUGGACGGGUGGGCGGAGUCGAACCUGCUGCCGCUGCUGAAGCCGGUGGAGCGGUCGUGGCAGCCGCACGACCUGCUGCCGGACUCGUCGUCGCCGGGGUUCCGCGAGGCGGUGGACGAGCUGCGGGCGCGGGCGCGGGAGAUCCCCGACGACUACUACGUGUGCCUGGUGGGCAACAUGGUGACGGAGGAGGCCCUCCCCACGUACCACGCCGCCCUCAACAGCUUCGUGGGCUACGACUCCCCCUCCUGCGCCGACGCCUGGGCGCGGUGGUCCCGCGGGUGGACGGCGGAGGAGAACCGCCACGGCGACCUCCUCAACCGCUACCUCUACCUGUGCGGGCGCGUGGACGUCCGGCGCGUGGAGCAGACGAUCCACCACCUCAUCGCCGCCGGGAUGCAGCUGGCCGCCGGCGGGUGCCCGUACCGGGGGUUCAUCUACACGGCGUUCCAGGAGCGCGCCACGGCGAUCUCGCACGGCAACACGGCGCGGCGCGCGGCGGCGCUGGGCGACGCGAGCCUGGCGCGGGUCUGCGGCGCCAUCGCGGGCGACGAGAGGCGGCACGAGGCGGCGUACACGCGGGUGGUGGCGGAGCUGUUCCGGCGGACCCCGGACGCCGCCAUGCGCGCGCUCGGGUACAUGAUGCGGGAGCGGAUCCUGAUGCCGGCCCACCACAUGUUCGACGGGCGGGACGCGGAGCUGUUCCGGCACUACGCCGCCGUGGCGCAGGGGCUCGGCGUCUACACCACCGCCGACUACGCCGGCCUCGUGGAGUUCUUCGUGGAGCGGUGGGGCGUCGCGGAGCUCGGCCACGGGCUCACCGGCGAGGGCAGGCGCGCGCAGGAGUACGUCUGCCGGCUGCCGGAGAGGGUGCGCAGGAUGGACGCGCGGCGGCGGCAGACGCAGCUGCAACGGGUGCCCUUCUCCUGGGUGUUCGACAGGCAGGUGGAGCUGGAGCUCUGAUGGUGGCCAUGGCCGAUCGAGCUGCCGCUGCCGCUGCUGCAAUAUGUCUCCAGUACUGAGCUCCAACUACCGUAGGCAUCUGCCCGAUGCCAAUCAAGUCCGGUGUGCGUCUCUAUGGUAAUUGAGUUGAAUGGCACGUGUUGUGUACUGUGCGUCAGCCACUGUAUGUGACUGUGGUUACCAGUAAAAUAGCUUGUAUGGUUGCAGCAAGCUCCACAGGUGUGCGGUCUGGUGGUCUUCGUGCAGUUGGGGAUCAGGAGAGUAUUCAAAUAAAUCGUACGGCGCGUACCAUGU